Messenger RNA from Paramuricea clavata, 351 nucleotides. The record is from the annotation of a GenBank genome assembly. NCBI's taxonomy places the organism in Eukaryota, Metazoa, Cnidaria, Anthozoa, Malacalcyonacea, Plexauridae.
CUCACGAAGGCAGACGCAAAGUUUCGAUGGAGCGACGAACACGAGAAAGCAUUCAUCACCCUGAAGCAAGCCCUAACGAGUGCUCCAGUUUUGGCUCAUUACAGUCUCGAAGCCAAAACGCGAGUCGUAGUUGAUGCAUCACCAUGGGCGGUCGGCGCAGUUCUCCUGCAAGAGCAACAAGAUAGCUUUUAUCGUCCCGUAGCGUACGGAAGCAGAUCCUUGUCCGAGACAGAGCAAAAGUACGCCCAAAUCGAGAAAGAAUCGCUAGCGAUCGUGUUUGGAUGUGAACAUUUCCACAUGUACCUUUACGGACGAGAUUUCGAACUUGAAACCGACCACACCGACCCCUAG